Populus nigra (black poplar) is the source of this 1688-nucleotide messenger RNA. RefSeq lists its product as uncharacterized. The coding region runs from base 485 to 1525 and encodes 346 amino acids. The record is from RefSeq and is a predicted model, not a curated record. The transcript has 2 exons. Lineage: Eukaryota; Viridiplantae; Streptophyta; Magnoliopsida; Malpighiales; Salicaceae.
AUGUCAAGCAAUCUUGCUUCUCAGAGCACUUUCCUUAAAAAAACAAUUUUCUUUUAGAAAUUGGGCCUCUGUGCCCAAAGGAAGUUCCAAUCCAUCUCUUCAUCUGUGGAACUAUCAGUAGUGUACACAUGUAAUUUGAAGAUUAGCCCACAAGAUUCCUUCAGGUAUAAUCCAGCCCAAAAUAUUAACAGCCCAACUUCAUUUCUGUUUGAUUUGAUUGCCCUGAGGGCGGAGCCUGAGAAUGGAGUAGAAACUGAAAAUCAGAAGAAUAUAUUGCAAGUUGAAGUGAUCUUGUCCACCAUUGAUGCAAGUUGCUCCUUAGUUGACCAUUGAUGCUGGGCUAGUGUGAUUAGAUAAGAUCUAUUCUGCUGGAGUGAUCGUUGACCAUUGAAUAUACAUGUCUGCUGGAGGGGCCAGCCAGCGGCAAUCUUGGGCGGCAUCCUGGAUACUGUUGUCGUGUUAACUUCCUUCUCGUUAAGAAUUAAUGGCGAAGCGUGGAGCCAAAUUGAAGGCCUGGCUUGGACUUCAAAACUGCCGGGUGCCUGUUGUGGUUACGUGUCUGGUUGUGAUACUUGUAUUGUUAAUAUUGUUGUUAUGCAACAAUGGGAAAAGCCCUGAUUCUUCUUUUGGAUAUCCGAUAAAAAAGUGGAAUUCUUUUGAGUCAGUGCAAUUUAACCCAACAAUAGAGCUGAGGAAUGGAACAGAUGUGAUAUGGCAAAUACCCAGUUUGCCAAAAGCAGUUCUCUUUGUGGCUCAUGGAUGCGAUGGCAGAGCUGCUAACUUUUGGGACAGGUCUUCAAGCUGCCCUAAUUGCAUUGGUUUGCCUGAGGAAAGGCUGCUUGUUCUUCAUGCUCUUGCUCGUAAAUUUGCCGUGAUCACAAUUUCAAGCACACGGAGAUGCUGGACAUUUGGGGAGGAAAGAUUAAUUGUUAAGAAUAUAAUACAAUGGUGGGCACAAACACAUAAUCUUGAAUCACUUCCUCUUGUAGCUUUGGGGGCCUCUUCUGGUGGAUACUUCGUCUCUGCACUCGCCACCAAUUUGAGGUUCAGUAGCAUAACACUUAUGAUUGCUGAAGGGAAGUUUGACCAAAUGGAUAUCACAGUGAACUACCCACCUACGCUUUUUGUUCACAUGCCUAAAGACUCAUAUAGGCAGCAAAAGAUAAGUGAGUUUAUAGAAGUUCUGAAGAACAAGGGCAUUGAUGCAGCAGAGGUUGAAUGCAUGGAGUUUCCUUUGUCACCGAGUUUCUUAGCUGAUAGAAUCCCAGGAAUGAAUCAAACUGUUUCUGCUAAGUUGUUUGAGCUAUUUCAGGUGAAGAGUUUUGUUGAUGGGAACGGAUAUAUGAAGAAAGAUGGGCGAGCAACGCGAUGGAAAGAAGCUCUCCGUGAAUGCAAGAACCUUGUGCUGGAUAAGAGUAUGGUCCAACACGUGCAGGAGGAACUCAAUCUUGCAUUUGCUUACCAUGAAAUGACUAGCCUGCAGUCUGAGCAAAUAUUUAAAUGGUUUGAAUCUCAUUUGAACUAAUCAACACUCUUUCUUGCAAGUCAGUUUCUUUUUUUCGACUUUGGAAGAGCGAAGAGCAUUGCCUUCAUUAGGAAAUUCUCUCUUUGCCCAACAUACCAUUUAGAAUUUAGCUUCAUUUAGAUUUCGAACCUUUGUUCUUGAAAUUAAGGUUUUUUUUAAGUUA